Messenger RNA from Humulus lupulus (European hop), 873 nucleotides. RefSeq lists its product as uncharacterized. The transcript is spliced from 3 exons. Lineage: Eukaryota; Viridiplantae; Streptophyta; Magnoliopsida; Rosales; Cannabaceae. The record is from RefSeq and is a predicted model, not a curated record. The coding region runs from base 1 to 873 and encodes 290 amino acids.
AUGUCUUUAAACAUUGCUCGGUUCAACAAGGAUAAUUUACUGGAUGAUUCAGAUGAUGAGUUUGGAGAGAUUUUGCUAUAUUUGGCUUGCGAGGAAUAUAAUCAAUUCUAUUUAUCUAAGCAACCUUGUAGAAAUUCAGCUAUUUCAGGCCAUGAAUACGUUAUGGAAGUGUUGCAUGACCAUUGGAAUGGGACUCAUAUUUCUGCGCAUGUUCCAAUUGAUGAACAAAUACCAUAUCGAGGUCGGAAAGUGGAUACAACUCAGAACGUUAUGUGUGUAUGUUCAUUUGACAUGAAGUUCACAUACGUUUUCCCUGGAUGGGAAGAAUCAGCUAAUGAUGCAGGAAUUCUUCUAGAAUUUGCCACAAACCCAGAUUAUGGAUUUCCAAUGCCGCCCCAAGGAAAAUAUUAUCUUGUUGAUUCUGGCUAUAAAAACAUGCCUGGUUUUCUUUCGCCAUAUCGAGGGGAAAUGUAUCAUUUGGGCCAGUACACAGAUCUUAAUCCCAUAGGAAAAAAAAAAGAGCUUUUCAAUUAUCGACACUCUUCCUUGAGAAAUGUCAUUGAGCGGUAUUUCAGUGUGUUGAAGGCUCGCUUUCCAAUCAUAAAGAAAAUGCCUUCAUAUGAUCUAAGAAUACAAAAGUACAUUGUCAUUGCUUGCUGUUGGAUUCACAAUUUUAUAAGGACAAAUGCAGAAGUAGGUGUAUAUUUCGAUGGAGGUGAAGGAAAUUCUGAAGUACAGGCCACUACUUUACAAAGCAUGGAUGGAACUUUGAUUGAUAGUGUAGAGUUCAGUAUUUCUAGAACUCAUAUACGUGAAAUGACUCAUGUUCAUGAUGAAAUUUCUGAUCAUAUAUGGAGAUCUAGUCGACGGUAG